This is a messenger RNA of Lotus japonicus, 2057 nucleotides long. RefSeq lists its product as uncharacterized. Gene Ontology annotation, molecular function: pseudouridine synthase activity; RNA binding. The transcript has 14 exons. Gene Ontology annotation, biological process: tRNA pseudouridine synthesis. The coding region runs from base 428 to 1897 and encodes 489 amino acids. NCBI's taxonomy places the organism in Eukaryota, Viridiplantae, Streptophyta, Magnoliopsida, Fabales, Fabaceae. The record is from RefSeq and is a predicted model, not a curated record.
UCUCCAGAGAGGAACCCUAACCAAUUGAAGGUAAGUCACUCCGCGAUGCGUGAUUGAUCUAGGGUCAUUAGAUAGAUAUCUUUGCAAUUUCUCUCUCUGCAUUUGUGUGUGAUUCUCAUUGUUGUGUUGAUUUGUGUUUGCGAUUUCUCAUCGUUGAUCUAGUCUACUUGUAGGGUUGCAUCUUUGUCCUCCUUGUGGGCUGGUCUCAUCUUCUAUCUGUUCUUAUAGGACCAGUGUAUCAUUUAGGGAUUUGUUAGGUUUUUCUGGUGGUUUUCUUUUGUAUUGGGUUUGUAAAUUGUUUGGAUUUGAAUGGUAAGGUUAAGCUCAUUAUUGUUCAAUCAUCAAACUGAUUAAGCCCCAUUAGGAAUUCAACAAUUUGGUGACAGUAUAUAUACUUACGUGUUGUGGGAAAAAGGAAUUGGAAAAAAUGGCGGAGGAGGAGUUAGAAAAAGUGGUCGAGAGUUUGCCUUCCGACGUCGUGAAUGACUUGGCGUCCCUCGGGUUAUGUAACCGCUGCAUCUUUCGGGCGUUGGGGGUUCAAGGCCACCGCAUCUAUGCUUCUCCCUCUCUCUUCUUCCCUUCCAUCCACCACCACCAACAACAACAACUCUGCACUCUCUGCUUAGGGAUCCUCCAGUUCUCAUUUUCUGAUGACAGCGGAAUCCUCCAUAACAAGCAAAACGAUGAUGUCGCCCUUCUCAUUGCUGAUAUGCUCAAACGACAACGCUAUCACUUUGAAUCCUUUUCCCUUGAAGUUUCCAUCCCGCCUAUUAUCCUCCAAAACGACAACUCUCUCAGCUCAUACAUCAAAACCAAAUACGGAUCCCAACAAAAUUUCCAUGUUGGAUGCAUUUCUGCAAAGGAUGCCUUGAAAUUUUCUCUAGUACAUCCUCUUCAAAAUCUUCUGAAAUCAAGUUUGCAGGAAUGUAAAUCAAGUGCGAGCUCUUUCCGCAUUCGUUUGACAUACACUCACUCUAAAGCGUCCAAAGGGGCUGAGAACUGCUCUGAUACUGCUCAGGGUUGCAAGAGAAGAAAAACAGGUGAAUCCAAUUUAGUUGGAGAAAAGCCUUCUAACAGUUCACUAGAAAAUGAAACCUCUGACUGCUGUAAAUUCUUGCUAGAAACGGUAAAUGAGCCUUGCCAUUUUACUUACACUUGUUACAGGACACCUUUUUAUUUUGGUGGAAGGUACCUGAAGUAUUCACGGAAUGUGAGUCAAACACGCUGGAUCAUUGAUGAUGAAAGAAUGGGGGAAGCAUCAGUUGAGGAAAUUAUAGGUGGAAACAUCCUCCAAGCAUGCCAAGCUGAUAGUUUCAAGUUUCAUGCUGCUGGUAGAGAAGACAUUGAUGUCCGAAUGUUGGGCCCAGGAAGGCCAUUUCUUGUUGAGGUGCAAAACUCUCGAUAUGUCCCAUCGGAACUGUCUGUAGAAGAUAUAGAGAAACUGAUUAAUAACAUGGAGAAUAAAUUGGUUAGAGUGAAAAAUCUGAAACUCGUUGGUAGUCAAGGCUGGGAACUUAUGCGUGAAGGUGAAGCAGAGAAGCAGAAACAAUACACUGCUUUAGUGUGGAUUUCUCGUCCUCUGAAGGAUGAAGAUUUUCAAUGCGUGUCUUCACUAAACGAUUUGAAAGUUUUGCAGAGGACCCCAAUAAGGGUGCUACACCGUCGUAGUCCUUUGGAGCGUGAAAAGAUUAUACAUUGGAUGAAAAUGGAGACAGUUGCUGGAAGUUCCCAAUAUUUUCUUUUGCAUCUAUGUACACAGGCUGGGACCUACAUCAAAGAAUUCGUUCAUGGGGAUCUUGGACGCACACAUCCUAGCAUUGGAUCAAUUUUGGGUUGUAGAGCUGAGAUUUUGCAACUUGAUGUUACAGACAUCAAAAUGGAAUGUUUCCUUACUUAAUAAGGUUAUCUGAUAAAUUGGUUUUAAAUCAUAGGUUUUAAUUCUUAGUUGACUGAAAUUUGACUUUAAACAGCUCUUUGAUGAAAUAUACUGCCACAUCUUCAACUUGAGCUAUGUUUUUCUAGUUUCUAAAAGAUAUUCCUUGAACUGUUUUUUUUUA